AUGUCCGAAGACGAGACUCACUCUUCGUCCGCCGAGGACGAUGAAGAGGAGGAGGAAGAGGAAGAUGACUCCCCACCCGAGGUGGGGAGGAAGAAAAGAACGGCCUCCAUGAAUCUGGAGGCGAAGGUACCCAAGAGGGGGAAAGGCUUCCCCACGGAUAACUCCGCGUGGGAUGUUGAUAGCAGUCUAGAGCGGCCUUCCCGGGCCAAGCCUCGGGACGCAUCUCCGUCCCGGGACAGCUCUCCGCGAUCUUCAUCAAAAGGUUCGCUGGACCCAAAGGAGAGGGCCAGCAUGUCACCGCCGCCCGCUUACUCCCCUUCGGCCAAGGGUGAUGACGAGGAGGCGUCCCAAAGGGCCUCCUCGGACCGGGGGAAGGCUCCGGAGAUCGUCAGGGUGGCGCCCCAGGAUGACUCCCGGGCCGCCGGAUAUAUGGGGGAAAAAGCCCCUACGGAGAUGGACAGUGCCUUGUUGCGGGCUGCUACCGCUCAAACCGCGGACGCCUCCGGACUGAAGCAGAAACUGGAGCGGGCCGAGGAAGAGCUCAGCCUCAUGAAGAAGCAGCUGAGGGAUAACCAAGGUAUGCAGUAA
This is a messenger RNA of Aegilops tauschii subsp. strangulata, 588 nucleotides long. The record is from RefSeq and is a predicted model, not a curated record. Lineage: Eukaryota; Viridiplantae; Streptophyta; Magnoliopsida; Poales; Poaceae.